CCGAGGGCACCGAAGCCGACGGCCUGCUGGCCCAGUACAACGCCGAGUUCUCCCAUCUGCACCCGUUCGCCAUCCCACCGCUGCAUCUCGGCUCGGCCCAGCUGCGGCACCAGCGGCCCUUUCUCUGGAAGGCUCUCAUGGUGGCCGCGUGCCACCUGCACGGCAAGCGCCAGGUGGUCAUGGCCGACGAUCUACUACGCGAGAUUGUCGCGGCCGCCUUCAUCACGCCGCUGAAGAGCCUCGACGUCCUGCAGGGCCUGCAGUUGCUGAUAGCCUGGUACCACUACAACCUCCGCAGCGUCCAGAUGGCCAACCUGUUGUUCCUCAUGCGGUCCAUGUGCACCAACCUCGGCAUUGGCGAGCUGCUGCUGCAGUUCCCGGCCGAGCUCAGCGGCGCCCCCGCCGCCCAUCCCCCUGACUAUCUGGAGCUGAUGCGCGCGUAUGCGGGCACCUUUUACCAAGUGGCCUUAACAUACAACACCGGCAACAAGCAUGACGCCCUGAUGGACCCGUCGCUCCUGGCCAACUGCUGCCGCACCAUCGAGAGCCGCAUGGAGUACGCCUCUGACGGCCUCCUAGUCGCCCUCGUACGCCAGCAGCAGUUGUCCCAGACAAUCUCCCAGACCCUGGGGUACCGCGCCAGCGCCGGCGAAGGCCUGCCGCUGGCCAUGCUCGUCGCGAGCUUCCAGCAGCAGCUGCAGGCGUUCAAAGCGUCGCUGGCGCCGCACGUGCGGGAGAACCCGUCGCUCGCCGGACACAUGUACACGUCAGAAAUCAUCCUAUUUGAAAAGCUCGGACUAGAGCCAGCCACAACUACAACCACAACCAAAACCGCCGCCGGCGUCCCGGACGUGCAGCGCAUCGAACUGCUCUGGCAGUGCCUGCACGCCGUCAAGGCGUACCUCGACCACCGCUACGCGCAGCCGGCGGGCGCAACCCCGCCGCGCUUCAUCUGCAUGACGUCGUUCGACUUCGUCUACGCCUUCGUCACCGCCACGCGCCUCAUGACCUGCCACGCUCCCGGCUGGGACCCCGCGCGCGUGCGCAGUUUGCUAGCCUUUGACGCGUAUUUCGAGCGCCAGCUCGCUGAGAUGAUGUACAUUUCCCAGAUGCGGCGGCAGGUACGGCGACGGCGGCGGCCAAAGGGGAAGAGCAGGGGCGGUGGUGAGGGAGAUGUGGGAGAUGGCGAGGAUGUCGAUAUCGGAAACGAAGAUGACGAUGAGGAUGAGGAGAAUACGGUUGAGGAGAAUGAUCCUUACGACAGGCUGAUGAAAAAAGCAGCCAGCCUGUUCACGGCGGUGGUGAGUGAACGGUGAAAGCAAACAAGCCACAGCCUGAGCCAGUGGCCAUGGGCUGUUGUUUUGCUGCCCCUUCCCCUUUUUUAUUUCCCCCUUCCUCUCUCCACCUUUUCUCUUUCCCCCUUUUCUCCCUCGUCCCCCCCCC
Molecule: messenger RNA, 1443 nt
Organism: Lasiosphaeria miniovina
Lineage: Eukaryota; Fungi; Ascomycota; Sordariomycetes; Sordariales; Lasiosphaeriaceae
Exons: 4
Coding region: 138-1316 (392 amino acids)
Biological process (GO): regulation of DNA-templated transcription
Cellular component (GO): nucleus
Molecular function (GO): transcription cis-regulatory region binding; DNA-binding transcription factor activity, RNA polymerase II-specific
Source: RefSeq, a predicted model, not a curated record